UCCUGCUGAACUCUGCGAAGGUGUCGGAACUGCAGCGGUCCAAACGGAUCUUCACUCUGCUAUGACGUCUCUGCCCGGAUCGGUACCGCGGAUGAUGCGCCCGGCGUCAGGGCAGAACUACCCACGAACCGGAUUCCCCCUGGAAGUGUCCACCCCUCUGGGUCAGGGCCGGGUCAACCAGCUCGGCGGGAUCUUCAUUAACGGACGCCCGCUGCCGAACCACAUCCGGCACAAGAUCGUGGAGAUGGCCCACCACGGAAUUCGACCCUGCGUCAUCUCCCGCCAGCUACGGGUCUCCCACGGCUGCGUGUCCAAGAUCCUCUGCCGGUACCAGGAAACCGGCUCCAUCCGACCCGGAGCCAUCGGAGGCAGCAAGCCCAGGCAGGUGGCCGCGCCGGACGUGGAGAACCGGAUCGAGGAGUACAAACGGGAAAAUCCCGGAAUGUUCAGCUGGGAAAUCCGGGACCGACUGCUGAAGGACGGACUGUGUGACCGGAACACGGUGCCCUCAGGUGAGGCCUGCCCCGUCAGCUCCAUCAGUCGGGUUCUUAGCGCUCGCUUUGGGAAAAAAGAGGAGGAUGAGUGUGAACGAAAAGAUGGAGAGAAGAAAAGCAAACACAGUAUUGACGGCAUCCUGGCAGACAAAGGUAGCCAGCUGGACGAAGUCUCCGAUGUGGAGUCAGAGCCGGGCCUUCCCCUGAAGAGGAAGCAGCGCAGGAGUCGAACAACCUUCACGGGAGAGCAGCUGGAGGAACUGGAGAAAGCUUUCGAACGAACUCACUACCCCGACAUCUACACCAGAGAGGAGCUGGCUCAGAGGACCAAACUGACUGAGGCUCGAGUCCAGGUGUGGUUCAGCAAUCGAAGGGCCAGGUGGCGAAAACAAGCAGGAGCCAAUCAGCUGGCAGCAUUCAACCAUCUUUUACCAGGCGGAUUUCUUCCCUCAGGGAUGCCGACACUUCCAGCAUACCAGCUACCUGAGUCCAGUUUCUCCAACAACACAAUGUCCCAAGAUGGGAGUGGUACGGUUCACCGUCCUCAGCCGUUACCGCCAUCCUCCAUGCACCAGGGCAGUGCAUGCAGCGCAGAUACUGGCCCGGCCUAUGGCCUGGCCUCCACUCGCCAUGGUUUCUCCAGCUACUCCGACAGCUUCCUGAGCUCUGCAGCACCCAGCAACCACAUCAACCCCACCGGCAGCACACUCUCGCCACAAGUGAUGAACAUUCUGAGUAACUCCAGUGGUGUUUCCUCACAGCCACAACACGACUUCUCCAUCUCACCACUACACAGCUCCUUGGACUCACCUCCUUCCAACGCCAUUUCAGCCAGCUGCAACCAGCGUUCAGUUGAGGUUUCCAUCAAGACAGUGGACAGUCUGCCAUCAACCCAGUCCUACUGCCCCCAGACGUACAGCACCACCAGCUACAGCGUGGAUCCAGCCAUGGCUGCAGCCAGCUACCAAUAUGGUCAGUAUGGACAGACCACUGUGGACUACCUGGCUAAGAAUGUCAGCCUUUCCAGCCAGCGGCGGAUGAAGCUGAGCGAACACUCGGCUGUUAUGGGACUACUGCAGGUGGAGACGGGGCAGGCCUACUGAUGAACUUGUUCACCAGCACAACCUGUGCCUGCUGUCACUGUGCCAGGAAGCGGCACACCUCUGUGCCACACUGAUGUGGAGUAAUCCUCAU
Messenger RNA from Thalassophryne amazonica, 1688 nucleotides. RefSeq names its product paired box protein Pax-7-like. Lineage: Eukaryota; Metazoa; Chordata; Actinopteri; Batrachoidiformes; Batrachoididae. The transcript is spliced from 9 exons. Gene Ontology annotation, biological process: anatomical structure development; regulation of transcription by RNA polymerase II. Gene Ontology annotation, molecular function: RNA polymerase II cis-regulatory region sequence-specific DNA binding; DNA-binding transcription factor activity, RNA polymerase II-specific. The record is from RefSeq and is a predicted model, not a curated record. Bases 62 to 1597 code for a protein of 511 amino acids.